AGCAUCGUCUGCAACUUUGACAGUCAGAGUAAACAUGGCCUCAUCCACGAUAGAGUCAGUGGAUGACCGUAAUACAUGCAAAGUCUUAAUUAUUGGGGCCGGAAUGGCCGGUUUGUCAGCUGCCAAUCAUUUACUGAAGAACUCCGAACCAGAUUUCCUAAUUCUUGAAGCCAGAGGACGCAUAGGUGGACGUAUCGUUUCCACGCAAGUUGGAAACGAAAAGGUGGAAUUGGGGGCCAAUUGGAUCCAUGGAGUCUUAGGAAAUCCAAUAUUUGAAUUAGCAAUGGCGAAUGGACUAAUCGACAUAAUAAGUGUCCCAAAACCCCAUAAAGUUGUAGCUGCAAUGGAAGAUGGCAAGCAACUUCCAUUCACAGUAUUAGAAGAAAUUUAUGAAGCCUAUGUUUGCUUUUUACGACGUUGCGAGGAGUACUUCUUGAGUUCCUACAGCCCACCAGAAGGAAUUAAUAGCGUGGGAGCGCACGUUGCUCUGGAGGCUGAUCUCUACUUAUCGUCAUUACCACCCGAAAACAGAAAAGUUAGACGAUUAUUAUUCGAUUGCUUACUGAAGCGAGAAACUUGUAUUACUGGCUGUGAUAGUAUGGAAGAAGUAGAUCUCUUGGAAAUGGGCUCGUAUGCCGAAUUACAAGGGGGCAACAUCAGUCUUCCAGGUGGUUAUAGUACCAUCCUGGCACCUGUUGCCAAACAUAUUCCAAGAGAUCGAGUUCUUUCGCGGCAUCAUGUCACUAAAAUAAGUUGGCGAAAAUCUGACGUAAGUGGAACGAACCAGCAAAACCGGCCCGACCUAAUAGAAGUUGAAUGUCAGAACGGAAAAAAGAUAACGGCCGAUCAGUUGAUAUGCACUAUACCCUUGGGCGUUCUGAAAGAAAAGUCGCAUGAAAUAUUCGAACCGCCACUACCAAGUCACAAACUCAAAGCCAUAGACAGACUAAUGUUUGGUACAGUAAACAAAAUAUUUCUCGAGUACGAGAGACCUUUUCUCAACCCAGGAGUGUCAGAGGUUAUGCUUCUUUGGGACGACAGAAGCCUCUCGGAAGAGGAAAAACAAAAUCUCAGUAAAAGCUGGUUUAGGAAGAUAUACUCUUUUACAAAAAUCUCAGAGACUCUUCUCUUAGGUUGGAUAUCAGGAAAGGCUGCUGAAUAUAUGGAAACUCUUAGCACAACUGAAGUAUCCGAAGUUUGUACAUCAAUUUUAAGGCGCUUUUUGAAUGACCCUUUUGUCCCGAUUCCGAAGGGAUGUUUGAGAACGAGCUGGCACUCGCAACCCUUCACUCGGGGAUCCUAUACGUCUAUGGCCAUUGGGGCAAGUCAAGCAGACAUCGAGUGUCUUGCUGAACCUCUAUUCGAACCGAAUCAAACCAAAGUGAAAAUAGCAUUUGCAGGCGAACACACUCAUUCUUCUUUCUAUAGCACAGUUCACGGUGCUUAUCUCACGGGGAGAAGCGCUGCCCAGAUAUGCCUUGAAACUAGAAAAAAGAACGAAAAACAGCCACUUACUAUUUGCUGCGAAGAUACGAAUGAUCUCAGUUCCUGGAUUCAGGGUAUUUCUUUGCACUAGUAUGUUGAAAAGGUUGUUGGUUGGGCGUAAAACCGAUUUUACACAUUCAAUAGAAGGAUAUCUUUUAACAAAAAGAGUCGAAAUUACGAGUAAUACGAAAUUUCGAUAUACGAGUGUGUACAGUCAUACACAUAGUACAUCGACGUGCUUUAGUGCAGUUGCAAAUGAUUACCAGUGAAUGAUAUCGUCUGCAAAUAAUAAUUGCACUGGUCAACAAAAUGUGACUUGUGUUCUUGAUAUGUGUAUGUAAAAUUUAUUUCUCCCCUGAAUGCGUUUACAAACUUUUACCAUAUAUGUAGUUAUCGCUGAGUGACAUUUUACACUCAAUUCUAGAUUAGACGCAAAUCAUUUGAUUAAAAUUUUUAAUUCGGCCCUGUUCAGCUUUCUUUCUCGCAUUCCGUUUAAAGUUAUGUGUUCUUGAAAUUUGAUUUGAGUGGUUUUUCGUACAGAAUGAGUAUCUUGCCUUUAUUUUUGUUAAUCUUCAGGUUUUUGAAAUUUUCCAGCCGAAUUAUUUUUGAAUAUCUACUUCUCGUACCCUAAAGUCUAAACAAUCGUAAGAAAUUCUUUUAAUCUAAGGCGCUUCAUGAUUUUAAUGUGUUUUUCAACGUUCAAUCCAAAUACCGUCUUACUACGUUAAUCAUAAUCAUAAAGCUAAUUGUAAAGAAACUUAAAAACGCAAAAAACGGAUUACUGAAAAUGUUAUACUCAGCGUGUAGAACUCUCGAACCUUUAGAAACCCAUAUAAAUUGUAUAAAAAACGCCAAAGCUCCCUACUGUUUGGUACUUUUUCAUUCGGGGUCUCCGAGAUAGGACUUUGUCAUUUGGACCUAUGUAUUUACUUUAUUUAAGUCCUAAGGGUUUUUUUAUUCACUGUUUAAUUCACUGGAAUUUAUGCGAAUUCUCUGAAAUGUAUUUGCACUUAGGGGUCGUGCACAUAAUACGUCGCACAGUUUGCCAUAUUUUUUUCCGCGUUCUAAAAUUUUCUAUAUUUUACCGAGAUUUUUUCAAAUUUCGCGGGUACACAUUUUUUGUGGAUGGGUAGCGCUGUUUUUUCCUGUAGAAUGACAUAUUGUAAUAGACCUUUUGACUUAAAAUCGGAAGUUAGUGUUGCGCAAACGCGGCCGCCAUGACACCUCCCGCAAAUUCAAAAGUGUCGGUUCCUUUUGACAAACAGAGGUAAAAAUGUGUGCAAAUAUGCAAUUUUUGAAAGUUAAUUUGGAUGCCAAAGAUAUGCCAGGUGCAGAAUUGAGUGUAGAAGGACACAAUUGUACUCAAUUAAAAAUAUUGCUGCAGUGUCGGAAGGAAUCGACAAAGGGAAAACAGAACGAAUUAUUUGCAAGGUUGAGGUUACAUCAUGCCUUUAUCCAUUUAUCUGAUGUAUUGCAUAAAUUACAGUUUCUCACGUAUAAUAUUGUGCUUCUGUCAUCAAUUUCUCGUUUUCUAAACUUUAGACAUAGCUUUGGAAAGUUUAUAAAAUAAAAAUUACACUUUUCGUAGUAUGCAUUCUUACGGCACCCCUCGAAUUAAUUAAAAAAUAAUUGUUUU
Belonocnema kinseyi is the source of this 3121-nucleotide messenger RNA. RefSeq names its product peroxisomal N(1)-acetyl-spermine/spermidine oxidase. Gene Ontology annotation, molecular function: polyamine oxidase activity. Bases 35 to 1576 code for a protein of 513 amino acids. Lineage: Eukaryota; Metazoa; Arthropoda; Insecta; Hymenoptera; Cynipidae. The transcript has 3 exons. The record is from RefSeq and is a predicted model, not a curated record.